Messenger RNA from Podarcis lilfordi (Lilford's wall lizard), 10859 nucleotides. The record is from the annotation of a GenBank genome assembly. Lineage: Eukaryota; Metazoa; Chordata; Lepidosauria; Squamata; Lacertidae.
CUCACAGUUAGUGGCUUGAAAACUUUUUAAAAGCUCUUGCAGCGCUUCAAGUUAGGAUGAAAAAGGGGUUUUUGUUUUGUUCUGUUUUUUAAAUGAGUUCUCAGCACUUUUCUUUCAGGAAAGGGGGGAGGAAAGGACGUCACAAGACAAAAGAGCAGGGGACUUUUAAAGUUUAAAUAGACAGGUUGGGUGCCUGAAGAAGUUUCUGCCUUUUGAGUUUUAACCCUCUGAGGAACUUUGUUUGACUUUCUUCACUGCUGACAAGCAAGGUAAGGAUGGAAAAGGGUUUGGGUUUGAGCGGGGGUUUUUAACUUCAAGUUAGUUCCAAGCAAAUCUUUUCAGAGGACUGUGAAUACCUCAGACUUUAAAGAAAUGAAUAUUUUAAGUGCAAGAGUUUUAUUACUCUUCUUAAAAAAAAAUAAAUCCUGUUACAGCUGCAAGGACUCCUCUGGGUGUCCCUCUCUGGGGGCACAUUUUAAAUGUACCAGAAUUUUAUCAGAGAAAUGUACUUGAGGAGAGAUAUCAUUUAUUUCAGUUGAUUUAGGUGCUUCCUUUUCACACUGUAACAUUUUAUUUGCCAGGUUUUUCCAUCUCGUUUACCAAGGGAGCCUGUUUUAUUGUACCUCACCGCAUAUAACAAAAGAAAUUCUUUCUCUGGAGAGAGCAUCCAACUUUGGGGCACAGUAAUCACACCACAACAGUAUUGUGAUCUCUCAGUUGCUUUGAAAGGGUCACCAAGUUAAGGCAGUUAGAUCCUACCUCAAGUAUUUCCAAGUACCCCCUCUCAACACACGCGUACACACAUUUCACUUUCAUAUGGAAAUCAUGGCUUGUCUUUAAUAGUUCAUACAAUGCAAGGUCCUUAAUUAGGGGCUUUGUUCAAAUGCUGCAUGGGCUUCUGUUAACUCGUAACGGGAUGUCUUUCAGGCGGCCUUUGCUUAUUUCCUCCUUAUUUUCUAUUUUGAACAAUUGAGCUAAAAAUUGAGGGGAUUUCAAGGGAAUCUGUACAGUUAGUGUUCAACCCCAGAUGUGGACUGUGUGGAAGGGAUCUUAUAUCACCGCAGACUGGCAAUGCUUGCGAAACCUUUUGGUUACUCUAGACUGAAAUUGCGUAUUACCAAAGUCUUUCAGAGAAUAUGGUCUCUGUCUGCAUCAAGCUACAUUCCUUGCAACCUCUUAUGAAAACCAUAGUGUAGGAUUGGAAAGGAAAGAGUCUUGGGAUCUACCCUGAAGCUGGUUUUUUUCCUUUUGAAGGUAUAGCGGGGCGGCUCUCAGAGUCCCUGCUAUGAGUAAGCUUCUUGUCAGGAAGGGAAGAACUAAUUCAAGGCAACAAAAGUGGAUUUUUAACAUCACUUUCCCCCCCUUUCAACUUUCGCACACUUUUAUGCCCAGUUUCACCUCUCCGAUCAGGUUCUGCUGUCGUAUACAUUGCUAGUCCUUCAGUCUGGUGCAUUGUGUUUUAGAAGCAGAAGAAUGUUCACAGAGAGAUUUGUUAACGCCAACAAGGUCAACCAAUAGAGGAACAUGUCUCUGUGAUUUCAGAAAUCUGUUUGUUUCUCAGGGAGGAAGGAGCUGGGGGGGGGGGGCGGGAGAGAGAAGGAGCUGACCUGCCUUGAGCUUCCAUUCAGCCAUAUUAACAUCUGGAGUUUUGAAGCCUCCAGACUUUGAAACUGUUUACAGUAAUGUUUGCUGGAGGUUGGGGGGGGGGGGGUUGGCCAUGUUCAAAGCUAAACAUUGGCGCUGAGCCAUGAUACCUAACUAGAAUACAAAUGGGAGAAGGAUGAACAGGCGGAAUUUGAAAGGGUCAAGGGGAGAUGAUGGGAAAAAAUCUGAGAUUUUAAGAAUAAUGCACUCUGUACCAACCAUGAUAAAGCAGCAAUCAUUAGCAAUUAUUGUUCAGCACUUUUAAGCGUGCAAAAGAACUGUACUGUUCAUCCUUUCAGAGAAGCUCUAUGAAGUGGGAUGCUUCCCAUUUUAUAUGACGGGGUGGAAAGUGAGCCUUACGGAAAAGCAAUCUUAGAGAGUGGUUAAGUGAGCAAAGAAGCAAAGGGGCCUAUGUAUCUUUGCUCAGAAUUUAUUUCAGGGAGAUGUGCAGCACAAUCCUCCUGUAUUUAAUGGGUCUUCCUUGGUGAGUGUCUUGCUGAUAUAACUUUGCAGUAGAAAUGAGCUCAGAAUUGCAGUCUGACUCCCCAUAUCCUACACAGUCAGUCCCACAGAGUCAAGUGGUUUACUCAGAGUUACUACUGCUUAAAGAUGCACGCACUCAAACAGAUGCCAAUCAAGUAAACGCAGAGCUCCAUCCAGCAGACAAUGGCUCUCCUAUCUGGCCUGAAAAACAAGCUGUUUUUCAAGGAAAUGCUCUUUGGGGUUGAGUAGAAAGGCACUUGCAUGGAUGACAUCUGUUCACCACCAAGUAAUAUUUCUGAGUAAACAUGCUUAGAUUGGGCUAUCUGAUAUGUUGUUUGCAGGCAUUUUUAUGAAUGAUUACAGGGCUUCCUUAGCUGUUGACCUCAGUACCACAGUUGAAACUCCUCAUGCUGCUUUUGCUCCUUGCAUUUGACUCUCCCUGCAUCUAACAAAGGAGCUUGGCGCCUUAUGCCUUAAUCUUCAAGGUGUUAGCUGGACUCCCUGUUGAUCUCAUGCUUUGGUAAAAGUGUGGAAAAAAACCUUGCUCUCAGUUAUUGGACAGACCUUGGAGAUUCAACUUUGGGACUAAAGAAGGGGAAGAGCCUUAUUGUCCCAUUUCUCUGCAUACUGAUUUUGGUCCCAAAUGUAGUCCCUUUAGUGAUUGAUUGCAUUUCUUUUUAUCUCACCUUGAUCCAAAGAGAUCAGGAGGUAUGCAAGGUUCCUUAUCUCCCAUUGAAUAUUCACAACAAACUUGAUGGGUAGUUCAGGCUGACAGAAGGUGACUGGCCCAAGGACACCCAGUGUUCUUUGUAGUUCAAAUGGGAUUUGAACCUGAGUCUGUGCAGCCCAAGCACACUGCUGUAACCACUGCAGCCCACUGCCUCUGUAGUGAAAUCCUACACAUUUAAGACCCUUAGUGUCUCAGCUGGAGCUGGGUUUGUAGCCUUGUUGGACAGUAGGAAAGGCAUUUUGGGUCCUUAGAUAUUUUAAAAAAAAACCCCAACAACUGUAGAUCUAGGCAAAAUGUCUUUUCCGGCUUGCAUGUGAAAUUUUCUGCUAUUUUUCUCUGCUCACCAGAUUUUCCAUAUCCAGCCUGGUCCUCGUUGGUAAAUCACUACCCAUAUCUUUUCUUAAGCAGUUCUCAUGCAAUUUCUGACCCUCUCUUUAUUGUGUCCUGGUUACUCUUUGGAAAUGCCUACAUCUCACAUGCUUGUACUCUGUUAGAAUUCCAACAGGUAGCUGGCUGAAAGCACAAGUAGUCCCAGUUUUUUCUGUAGGAUUUCAUGUGAACCAAAGAACUAGCCAGCCAACUGCAAUAUGCGCACAUGCUCCCCACCACAAUCCCACAGGACCAUGACAAAUCCUUCCUUCUGACCUUCUGACAUUAUGCUCAGUCAUCAUCCUAGAACACUGAAAAUGUCUUCUGUGCCCUGGAAAACAUGAGCCAUAAGUUAUGGCACACGGCACAGCUUACUUUCCCAAUUGUGGUUUGCAGAUCAAAUUUUUCCUGCAUAUGGUCACUUAAACGCUAACCAAGUAGUGCUGCCAUUAUUUUAUUCCUAUGACAUGUUCUUUUUCUGAAAAGACACUAAGGACAGGCCCCUUUUAAGAUUGGAUCUACUGUUCUGGCACCUCUGAUCGCUACUCGUUAUUUGUAUGGGUUGCUUCAGACGUGAUGGUCCCACACAGCCAGCAGAAUGUACAGUUCUUUCCCUGUUUGGCUGGUGGAACAACAUCAGUGCCUCUGAAGGAGGAAAAUAAGCAGAGAUGUUGCACAAGCAGUGGAUACACAUCCACAGCGUGUGCAUAACUUCCCUCCAUGAGUUCCCCGGGGGAUGUAAUAAUCCUGUGCUACCAGCCAAGUGAAGUGGCUGGUUGUUCGGGAUCACCCCAUGCAAAGCUUGCCUUGAGCUGGUCUCCGGAAGUCUCUGUGUGCCUGACAGGGAGCGACGCAGAGCUAGUGCUGACUCUGUGGAACUCACAUCUGGUCUGGCGGAGCGAGAGCCGGAUUGCGGCACAGGGAAAGGCACCUUGCAUUUUCCACAGAUACUUCCCAAGGACUGAGCCAGCAGCGCAGCAGCCUUCUGUAUGCAGAAAUAGAAUGCAGUAGAAAUCCGGCCGAAAUCUUCUUGUCAUCACUGGGCACAACACUGCAAACCACUGCAGACAAAACUGGGAUUCCACCUGCCCAAACUAUACGUUGCCAAAUCAUUAGUUGGUUUUUCAGCGAUUGGUUCCUGAAUUGUAGCCACAUUUAUUUGGAAAUAUCGAAGUUCAAUUGGUUAUUCUGCUAACUUUUCCCAAUCAAAUGACUUCAAAAGAUCAAUAAUCCUGUUAAUGUUUACAGUGGUACCUCAGGUUAAGAACUUAAUUCGUUCUGGAGGUCUGUUCUUAACCUGAAACUGUUCUUAACCUGAAGCACCACUUUGGCUUAUGGGGCCUCCUGCUGCCGCUGCGCCGCCGGAGCACGAUUUCUGUUCUCAUCCUGAAGCAAAGUUCUUAACCUGAGGUAAUAUUUUUGGGUUAGCAGAGUCUGUAACCUGAAGUGUAUGUAACCCGAGGUACCACUGUACUGAGAAGUCCCAUUCAGUUCAAUGCUGCUUAUGCCCUUGUAAGUGUGUAUAGGACUUGGAGAUCUAUCCUGAAUUGACGGAGACUAAAUGGGAUUUUCUAUUUCUCCUGGACCUGCCCUACCAUUAGGCAGAAUGAGGUAGCUGUCAUAGGCAGUUGAUUUUGGUGUCCUGAAAAGACAGCAAUUUGCUAGUUACUGAGGGUUGUGCUCAACCAACUUUUACUCAGAGUAGAACCAUUGACAUUAAUGAACCAAAGUUAGCCAUGGUCAUUAAGUUUUACUCGGGGUAAAAGUUCCUAAAAUAUAACCCCAGAUUUAUUGUUACUGUAUUUUUACUGACAUGGAGGAGGAAAGGUGCUUGUGGGAUUUUCUGACUGUGAUCUCAGACUAAUUUUUAUGUACUUCAACUUGAGCCAGAAGGAAAUGGCACCAUUUGAUGCUCUGACUCAGGCAGCAGAGUGUCUUGGGCUGGCCCUGCAAGUCUGCCAUGCAAAUAUAAAACCUUCAUGGGCUAGGGAGUGUUGGCUUUCUUCCACUUUCAAUCCUGCAUUGUUAAUAUUCGAACAUGGAACAAGUGACUUGCAAGAAAUUAAGAUGCUUUUGAAAGUCAUGCUUAAAAACCAUUUAUGCUGCAGUGUGUUGCUACAUAAGAGAUUAAGUCAGGGUGUGACAAGUAUAAAGCAUGAUUUUAUGCCAGCACUGCAGGAACAGCAUGUUAGGAACAUAGCUAACAUCAUAGGUGGGCCAACCUAAACAUUUAGGAUCAGGGUUUGAUAUUUAUUUACAUUCAGUCCUCAGUGGGGAUUAUAAUAUGAAAGCUAAGGUGGAUAUUAUUCCAAGAGUUACUUCCAUGGUGUAUUCACCAUGGCCUUUCCUCACAAUGAUCACAUGCCAUCAGCAGGAUCAAAGGCAGCGUUGCUCUCAUGUCCCACUUGUAGAGCUUCCUAGAGGCAUCUGGUUGGCCACUUUGGGGAACAGGAUGCUGGCCUUUGAUCUGAUCCAGCAGAGUUCUUCUUGUGUUACCCAGGACUUGUGCUCAGGAUCAAACCAUUCAAUGCAAACCAUUCAAUCCCAUGCAUGUUGACUGAAAAAUGCCACCCUGUGUUCAACAGAGCACAUUUCCCAACAAGUAUGCUGUGAAUUGCAGAGUUCGUUCAUUAGUUGCUAAAUCAAAAUAGUGUCACUCAAAAAUUAAAUAAACUAAAGAUCUACACUAAUGCCAUGGCUUUUCACUGUGCAGUGCAACUUCUGAGUCGCCUCCUCUCCACAUAUGUACCCCACGCCCUUCUAAAGCUGCCCAGGAGAGUUGAGGGAAACCCCAGAGCAGAUCUAGGAGGUGUAGAGGGAGAGGAGAGGGUGGGGAAGUCAUAUUGUGCAGCUAAAAGUUGUUGCGUUAGAGUAACUGUUUAGUUGUUGGAUACCAUUCUAAUUUCCCCCAAAGGGGGAUAGGAUUCCUUGUCUCUUUAAAACUGUAUCUCUUUAGAAUCUUCUGAUGACCUACUAGCAGAGCUUUAGGGAUAUUUGCAGUGAAUAGUUUUGUUGAAAAAUAUUUGUGUUUUUAGUAAUUCACCCAAGGAAUGCUUCCUCCUGAAGUAAAUACAGUAUAGCCUAGAGAAAAAAUCAAACUUCAUUUUGACUACUAAAACAAACUUUAAAAUUAUUGAUAAUUUGAAAAGAAAUAUUGCUGACAUAGAGUUAAACAGCUAAGACUUGGAAUAUAUCUUCCCAUAUUAAUUGGCCACAGAGGAAUGUUAUUAAAAACAAAUAAUCCAAAACUUUCUAGCAAUAAUGCUUCUUUUGUUUUCAGUCAUACUUUCAAUCUGAAAUAACACUAUGCUGUGAAAAAAACAAAACACCAUUAAGCCUGGAGGGAAGUCUGAUAAUGGCAUAUUUUAACAUCAGCACCAAGCUAGUUAAUGAAAUCAAGAAGUUAUUACUUGACAGUGGAAUGGCUCUCUCUCGGAUAGAAUGAAGAAAAAGGAAGCCUUUCAAAUACAAGCUUCAUAACUUUCUAUUUAAACACUUGUGGCUUGCAAAUCUACUUUGCAUUCAUAGUCACCCCACGCAACCAGGAUGACCUACAUGUUAAAGCUCCCGCAAAUGGUUUCUGCCUCUUGAUGAAACCCUUCAUGCACAAAACAAUGCUACCCAGGGGCAAAAUUCCAACAUUCACCACAAUGUAAUGUCACCAAUCACUUGUUUUGGGGAAUGAUAUCAGGCACCUUGUCUCUCCCUCUCUUCAUGAGUUAUGAACACUGUCAAGCUGACAGCACCAGCCACCUGUCCCAGCAGAAAAAUCAGUGUGGAAUUAUGUCUACAAAUCCCACUGUUGUAUGUUAGGUGCUCAGGACAGGGGCUACAGUCUUAAUGACCCACAAACAUCUGUUGGGUACAUGAUCAGUGUUUGGGAUGGUAAACUUACUGGUGAAGCACAUGCAUGGUAUGCAGAAGGUCACAGAUCCCAUCUCUUUCUUGAUCUAUAGUAUGAAAAGAAAUAAACUACAUAAACAAAUGUGAAAUUGCUGAGACUCAGUUAAGAAUGCUCAGAACUAGAAUUAUGGGCACUUAGAACUAGACUCAUAUUUAUGAAAGUGGUAGAUUUUCUAGUCUGUGUUUUAGCUCUACUUGCUACCAUAUCUCUUGCAAUCCAUGAUUCAGGUGUGACAAACUCAUGCAUCUCCCUUUAAGAGCACACUAUUUUGACUGUACAGCACGCAAUACUUGAGCAAUUUUUGUUGUUUCUCUGUAGGUAGCAGGCAGUGAAGAUGGGUGACUGGAGUGCUCUGGGAAGGCUCCUUGACAAAGUCCAAGCCUAUUCCACCGCAGGAGGAAAGGUGUGGCUUUCUGUCCUUUUCAUUUUCCGAAUCUUGCUGCUGGGGACAGCUGUGGAGUCUGCUUGGGGAGACGAGCAGUCAGCAUUCCGGUGUAACACCCAGCAGCCUGGUUGCGAAAACGUCUGCUACGACAAGUCAUUUCCCAUCUCCCAUGUGCGCUUCUGGGUCCUGCAGUUCAUUUUUGUGUCCGUGCCAACCCUCAUGUACUUGGCACACGUAUUUUACGUGAUGCGGAAGGAAGAGAAGCUCAACAGGAGAGAAGAAGAGCUCAAGGUGGUUCAAAGUGAAGGGGUCAACGUAGACCUCCACCUCAAACAAAUAGAAAUCAAGAAAUUCAAGUAUGGGAUUGAAGAGCAUGGCAAAGUCAAGAUGCGCGGAGGGCUGCUUCGCACCUACAUCAUCAGCAUCAUCUUCAAAUCUUUCUUUGAGGUCGCAUUCGUGCUCAUACAGUGGUACAUCUAUGGGUUCACCCUGCACGCCAUCUACACGUGUGAGAGAUAUCCAUGCCCACACAAGGUGGAUUGCUUCCUCUCCCGACCCACGGAGAAAACCAUCUUCAUCAUCUUCAUGCUGGUGGUGUCUAUCGUCUCCCUUAGCUUGAACAUCAUUGAGAUUUUCUACGUCACCCUCAAGAGCAUCAAGGAUCGCAUGAAGACAAAAAGCAACCCUUUCUCUCCUAACAGUGGCAUGAGCCCCUCCAAGGAAUGUGGAUCCCCAAAAUAUGCCUACUUCAAUGGCUGCUCCUCUCCAACUGCCCCCUUGUCGCCCAUGUCUCCGCCAGGAUACAAGCUGGUUACUGGAGACAGGAACAAUUCGUCCUCCUGCCGUAACUACAAUAAGCAAGCCAGCGAACAGAACUGGGCAAAUUACAGCGCUGAGCAGAACAGGAUCGGACAGGCUGGGAGCACCAUUUCCAAUUCACAUGCCCAGCCCUUUGAAUUCCCUGAUGAUCCUGAGAACACGAAAAAAAUGGGCUCUGGGCAUGAGCUACAACCUCUCAAGGUGGUAGACCAACGGCCUCCAAGCAGAGCUAGCAGUCGAGCCAGCAGCAGACCUCGACCUGAUGAUCUGGAGAUCUAACCCUCUGUAGCAACAGUAAUACUUAACACAACUAUGAUAUGAAAUGCAUUAGAAGAUGCACAUGUGGUGUUCAUGCAGUUCCAUUGGAGGUGGUACUUUAACAAUCUCAGCCUGGAGAUUUUAACAAACAAAAAACAUUGGGAUUUUUUUUUAAGCGGGAAGCUGGGGUGAUUUGGAGACAUACAGCACAUGUUGGUAUUUAAAGUAGUCAGUUUUUAAAAUUUUAAAUGCUAAUUUUAAUUUUUUUAAAACUUAGUCAACAUUACAGUAGCUGGGUUUGGGUUUGUUUUGUUUUGUUUUGUUUUGUUUUAGAAAAGGUUAUAAAAUGCCUGGAUAUGUGUGUGUAUAAUAUGCUGAUUUUUCUAAAGAGUUUUGUUUUUGUUAUACUAAAAACAAAAGUUAAAUCUGAGAAAAUUCUUUUGGUCAGGAUGAAAUGGAGAUGGUAUUCUUUUAUUGAAUAACUGGCAGUCUUAAGUCAGAUUUUGAUCAUUUUCCUAUAAAGAACAUUCCAUUGUUAAUGUGCACUUUGAAGGAAAAUUUCCUGGUAUAAACUUGUCUGUGUCUAUACAUUCAAUCAUUUAAUUCCUUGGAAUCAAUCCCUCAAUCAAUCUACAUUUCAGUUAAGGCCCACCCACUAUGCUUUGCCCAGUUGUUCCCAGGGUUUCAGACAGAACAAUCUAAUUGAUAGUGUAGGUUGGAAGCCCUGGUCUGCACCAUCAUUGCUUGUUAUCUUACAAUCACAAGCACCUGCCACCCAUUCCCAGGUGUAAAAUGUAAAGCUGGACACUGAAGCCAUUUUUAUUUGUUUAAUUUGUGUUUGUUUAAUGCUGUCUGCUGUCAGCAAACCAAUUUAUGACAGAAUUCUAUUAACGUAAAUGAGAUGUGAAUGGUGAAGAUGGAAUCCCAGCAACUAGACUGUGGUUAAAAUUGAUGGGAACACUUCCACUAAGUUCAACAGCAUUUGGGGUUAGGUCUAGUCACUGCCCCACCAACCCUUUCCAGAGCCCUGAUAUGCACAUAUCCAGUUAAAUUACAACUGCUGUUUAAUAGAGAGAUCUGUGCAUACAUCGGAACCCUUAUAUCUGUGUUUACUUCUGUGUUGUUUUUAAAGACAAGGGUGCCGGGAGUCGAUGAACUCUCAAACUAAUAUGCACACAAAAAUUCUUAAGCAUUUUGGGAUAUUAUGGGUCACUAUGAUGUUUACAUUAAAUAAUUUCAGCAGUUCAAACAAGUCAAAUGUUAGUUUUACGAAUCUUAAUAUUAUUCCCAUGUAUCCUGUAGUGGAUAAUUUACCAUUUUUACAAAAUACGAAUGCCAUCUUAAGAACCAAGCCCUGACAACCUUUGAAAAACUUCCACUUGCAUUCCAAAUAGAAGCAUUGCUUGAAUUGUGAGUAGAACACCGAAAGUCACAUGCUUCAGAAGUUCUCGAUUAUUUUGCUUCAUAAAAGAAAUUAAGGAAGAAGAAACCUGCUAGGUUACUGAGUCCAUUUCUCUGACUUGUUUUAACUUAUGCUUGAAUAACAGAGAUGAUAGUACUGGGGGGGGGGAGGGGGAGUGUUAGCCUGCCAAUAAUGUGAGAGACUUGGGUACAAUUUACACAUCCAUGUAAAUCACACAGUAACUGCAGUUACCACAUGAUAGUUUAGGGUUACGCAUCAUAGAUCCCAUCAUUGAUGGAACAAAGGAAUGUGAAAGAAAGCACUUGAUAACUGCAACCUCAGUGGAUUGUGUGAAUGGACCCUUAUACAAACGGCUUUGAGCUGUACUAAUAAUAUGAUGCCUACAUCUGUUUUUAUAGAAACAAGCAUAUCUUGCUUGUCAUUCACUUACAAAUCAGUUUAACUAUAACAUGGUUCAGUUCAAUUUUGAUAGUUCAUUCCUUCUCAGUGACAGCUUUGAUAUUUGCACAUAAUUUUUUUUUGUUUGGGGUGUAAGUGAGGCUGAAAGAGUACAAUUCUAAUUUAUUUGAAAUAUAUGCUAAGGAAAUAUAUCAGUUUUUAUUUUCUUUUUCAACCGCAGUGCCUUAUACUUCAACACAGUUCCACAAGGAACAUAGCCUUGGUUUCAUUGUGUACCAGUACAGAGUUUUGGGUUAAUAUGCUAGGUUUUUACUAAGUUGUGUGACAUUCCAUGUUAAAACCAUUGCCAAGCUCAUUGAUUGCAUGUAUGCCGCCAUAGUUCAUCAAAUCACCUUGUCUGGAGAGCAAACCUUAGUCAAUAAAGUUUAAUUUAGUAUAAAUAAAA